AGUUAACUUCGGUCUGAUAGAUAUGUCGGGCUGUACAUAUAUUUCUGAAACUUAAAUUUUUUUACUUACCAAAAAUCGCAGGUGUUGGUGUGGAGCUAGCACCGAGCGUGAUGGGACCACAAAUAUGGUUAAUUUGAUAUAUAGUGACCUAAAAGAAAGUCACAUUUCGUUCGCGGAUAUUCUUCGCCAUUCGAUAUGUGCUAACGAGGUGCAGCUCAACACGUAUUGCGAGUCUUGUCAGCGUUUCAGCACGGCGGUGGAAUCACGCAGGAUGUUGGCGCUCCCUGAUAUUUUAGUUAUUAAUUGUGGGCUUGAGUCGAACGCCGCGCUGGACAUCUGGUUGAGAAAAGGAGGAGGCAUACGCUCGGACGGACAAGGUCUGUCGGCAACAGCAUCCGCAAGAGCUGGACAAGGAGACAACCCCAAUAUUCAGUUCAUUAAUAAAAGAUGCAGAUUUGGCGAUAAAUGCAAUCGACGCAGCUGUCGGUUUUUGCAUUCUGAUACGUCAGAUCCCUAUACAGCUGCGCGAGGUGAGAGAGAAGGCAUCGGUUCAGGCCAAUCGUGGCUACCGUUUACACUUAACAUCAUUGUUAGAGGUGAUGGUACGAGUCCUACGGUGAGAGAAACCGAGAUAAACAACGGAGAUGGAAUUAACUAUGAGCUCGCUGCUAUUGUGUGCGUCAUACAUCACGACUCUCGCGAAAACAUAGUUUCACUGAUCAACGUUGGUGCCGGUUAUCAUGAACGACACCAUUCAUCUGGCAUGUCACACUGGUACGUGUUCAAUGACUUCACAGUUCACUCGAUCAAGGAAAGCGAGGUUGGGCAUCUGCCCGUCGACUGGAAACAGCCCUGCAUGCUAUAUUAUAUUCGCAAAGACAUCGCCCACAAAUAUAAGGAUCUCAAGGUAAUUUCACCGCUCACAGAAGAUCUUAUUCGUAAGGACACAUCCAUUCCGAGAAAUGCCUCAGCUCGCCUUAAGACGUUCACUCCUUUGUUAGAUAGCGAGCAGUUUAGUGCAGGAGAUAUUGUGGCGAUGGAUGCUGAGUUUGUCACAUUGAACCAAGAAGAGGCCGAAAUUCGAUCAGACGGAACACGCGCUACAAUCCGGCCGAGCCAAAGAUCAGUGGCGCGAAUUUCUUGCCUACGUGGCCAGGGCCAAAUGGAAGGCGUAGCAUUCAUUGAUGACUACAUCGCCACUCAGGAGCAGGUCGUGGAUUAUCUGACACAGUUCUCCGGCAUUCAGCCAGGCGAUCUCGAUGUAACUGUCUCGUCAAAGCAUCUGAGCACACUCAAGGCGACCUACCAAAAGUUGAGGCUGCUUGUGGACAAAGGCGUAAUCUUUGUGGGUCACGGACUGAAAAAUGACUUCCGGGUAAUCAAUCUCGUCGUGCCACAGGAGCAAGUGCGUGAUACUGUGUUGCUGUUUCAGCUGCGCAAUAAGCGGAUGCUGUCGCUGCGCUUUCUGGCAUGGCAUUUUUUCGGUGAGACGAUUCAGUCAGAGACGCACGAUUCGAUUGAGGACGCGAAGACUGCACUUCGCCUCUACCGCAAAUACCUCGAACUUGAACAGCGUGACGAAAUCAAUGCCGCGCUCACCGAACUGUACGAAGUCGGGAAGAAAUAUAACUGGAAAGUCCCGAAGGACGGCGCCGGUGGUGGAUACAGCAAUGCCGGCACGCCAGCUGCACCACUUGAAUGAAUGGCAGAGUGAACAGCUCGACUUGAUGCUGUGGAGAGAAAGAGACAGAGAGAGAGAGAGAGAUAUUCAUUGCUACGUUGAUAUAGGAAAAAAGGCAUCAAUGGACUUAACAUGAGCGAAGAACAUGCGUAAAAGUUACUUGUUUAAUGUCACACUUAUGCAGAUGCAGGUGUAAUACUGCCAUACGAGGUAGUUUAAGCGGUAAUAAUAUAAGCCGCUAUUCGCUGGCGAUGAGCGGUGGUGAAAGAACAAAAGGAUCCUUUAUUUACAAAGAUAAUAAAAAUGAAGUCAGUCUGUUGUAUAUGUAACGUUAAUGUAAUAUUAGGUGCAAACUACCUGAAGAAACGGGACAAAUGCAUUUCGUUCUUACGCUUUUACCACUGUUGUAGUAGCCAGAUUGAACCUCGUCAAAACAAGAAAUAGUCUUUAGCAAGCCUCGCCGUAAUUAUGUACGUAACAAGUAAAUAAAUUAGAAUAAAAAAAUAUAUAUUUUUUUUAAAUAAGAAACGUA
Molecule: messenger RNA, 2213 nt
Organism: Varroa destructor (honeybee mite)
Lineage: Eukaryota; Metazoa; Arthropoda; Arachnida; Mesostigmata; Varroidae
Product: PAN2-PAN3 deadenylation complex catalytic subunit PAN2-like
Biological process (GO): nuclear-transcribed mRNA poly(A) tail shortening
Cellular component (GO): P-body; PAN complex
Molecular function (GO): nucleic acid binding; poly(A)-specific ribonuclease activity
Source: RefSeq, a predicted model, not a curated record